This is a messenger RNA of Emericellopsis cladophorae, 669 nucleotides long. RefSeq lists its product as uncharacterized. The transcript has 2 exons. The record is from RefSeq and is a predicted model, not a curated record. The coding region runs from base 1 to 669 and encodes 222 amino acids. NCBI's taxonomy places the organism in Eukaryota, Fungi, Ascomycota, Sordariomycetes, Hypocreales, Bionectriaceae.
AUGUGCGAGAACGACAUCAACAAGAGUCUGCGAUGCAUUCUGCUCGCGCUCUAUGUCCCGACCUUGACGCUGUGCAUUGCACACAGCGUCAUUUGGGUCGAAUGUCCUCUGCCGGGCGUGGGCAUCAUGCCCGCGACAUUCUCCUUCAUCUCGUCCGCGGUCCUCCUACUUCACGGGCGGAAGCGCCGCAGUGGUGAGGGCGCAAUCGCACUGCCACUGGGGGGCAACGUCUUUGCCCAAAAGGCCAAAGUGAACCCUCUGUUUCUGUUCCUUACUGACGCCACGAUUGGCGUGCUGACCCUGUUGAUCCUAUGCUUAACGUGGGCGCUCUACCCUUGGCACAGCUGGGGUGCGAGAGGUGCUGUGGCUGCUUAUGCUACACAGCCUUUGAUUGCAACCUUCCUCAUCCACACGUGGCUCGCCGGCAAGAGCUUCAUCAAAGUCGUCAAUACGAUCGGCGGCCUGUGGACCAGAUCAGUGCCUGCUGUCUGUCCUCACUGUCGGGAGUACUACAGUGCGACCCCGCCCGAGCAGCUCAUGCAGCAGCAGAGGGGCAUCAGUGCCACGGCUGGCGAUGCAGAGACACAGCCAUUGUAUCGCGAUCCCAGUUUCGACGCGGAUGCGGCAAUGCGCCCUGACGCCAAUGAGACGGACAGCCACAAGUCCUAA